CGGUUCCGCCAGGGCCCAGAGGCGGUGAUGAGGCUAAUGGCGGUGCCCUCGGAACUGGAUGGAGGGAGUCUUAAGGAGACCGCAGCGGAAGAGGAACCGCGAGUUCUGGAACCCGGCGCCGCCCCGUUCGGAAAUUUUCCUCAUUAUUCUCGCUUCCACCCUCCGGAGCAACGGCUCCGCCUCCUGCCCCCGGAGCUGCUUCGACAGCUCUUUCCUCAGAGUCCCGAGAACGGGCCGAUUCUGGGGCUCGACGUGGGGUGUAACUCCGGGGAUCUGAGUGUGGCUCUGUACAAACACUUCCUCUCCCUACCUGACGGGGAGACCUGCUCAGAUGCCUCAAGAGAACUCCGGCUCCUCUGCUGUGACAUAGAUCCAGUCCUGGUGAAGCGAGCCGAAAAAGAAUGUCCUUUUCCUGAUGCCUUGACUUUUAUUACCCUGGACUUCAUGAAUCAAAGGAAACGGAAGGUUCUCUUGAGCUCUUUCUUAAGCCAAUUUGGACGUUCAGUUUUUGACAUUGGCUUCUGUAUGUCAAUAACCAUGUGGAUUCAUCUGAACCACGGAGACCAUGGCCUGUGGGAGUUCCUGGCCCAUCUUUCCUCCCUCUGCCACUACCUCCUUGUGGAGCCCCAACCCUGGAAGUGUUACCGGGCAGCUGCAAGGCGUCUCCGAAAGCUGGGACUCCAUGAUUUUGACCACUUCCACUCCCUUGCCAUCCGAGGUGAUAUGACCAAUCAGAUUGUGCAGAUCUUGACCCAGGAUCAUGGCAUGGAAUUAAUAUGUUGCUUUGGCAACACCAGUUGGGACAGAAGCCUUCUGUUCUUCAGGGCAAAACAAACCAUAGAGACUCAUCCAAUCCCUGAAUCACUGAUAGAAAGAGGGAAAGAAAAGAACAGAUUAUGAUUCCAGAAGCAGUGAGAUGGGAGGGCAAGAAGACUAAGAAAGAGAUACUGAAAGAGUUUUAUAUUGAGAAUUAUGUUCAUUCUCCUUAACUCCUUAACAAUCAGGCAGCCUCAAAACCUGGCAGGAGCUUUUGGUAAAAUGUCCAAGGCAUAUAAUUCAAAGAAUCGGUAUCUGUUCCCCAUUGUUUGGAACAAAUCUUGUGGAGAAUGAAUCUGUGGAGUGGUGAGCUAGGGUAUCUGGAUUGGAAUGGCCUAGGAAAAGUGGUCCUGGUUAUGGAGGGGGCUGCUUUGGGGGAUUAUUUAUAAAGAUAAAACUAGGCUAGUCUUAAAAUAUAUCAGUUCCUGGGCUCUCUGAAUCUUACCUGGUUUCUUCAGGCUUCCGGACUUGCUAGGCCUGACUUUGGGCAAAACCUUAGUAAUUCAGGUUUGGAAUGUGGCUUAGGAAUCUAUUUUCUGUUUUUUGUUUGUGCAUUCUUCUAUUAUAGUAAUAUAUACAUAAAAUUUACCAUUUUAACCGUUUUUAAGUAUAGUUUUUCAGAACAUGUGGAAAUCCCAUCAAAAACUGGAUUAAAAAUUAAAAGAUAAA
Molecule: messenger RNA, 1485 nt
Organism: Mandrillus leucophaeus (drill)
Lineage: Eukaryota; Metazoa; Chordata; Mammalia; Primates; Cercopithecidae
Gene: BCDIN3D
Product: BCDIN3 domain containing
Exons: 2
Coding region: 28-900 (290 amino acids)
Biological process (GO): negative regulation of pre-miRNA processing; miRNA metabolic process
Cellular component (GO): cytoplasm
Molecular function (GO): O-methyltransferase activity; RNA methyltransferase activity
Source: RefSeq, a predicted model, not a curated record